AUGCAGAGGGGCUGGCACGCAGUACAUGCCCUCUUGGAGAUUCCAGCGGCUUCGCCAUUGGCUUUGAUACUGCUUGCGCUGGAUUUGGUUCUAACCAGCUUAAUCGUUUGGAAAGUUCCCUUUACAAAUGUGGACUGGGAAGCUUAUAUGACAGAGGUGGAGUUCGUUCUUCGUGGUGAAUUUGACUACCAGCAGAUUUCCGGCCCCACAGGGCCCAUCGCCUAUCCAGCAGGCUUUUGCUGGCUCUACGGUAGCUUCCGCUGGUUAGCGCUGGAGUUGUCUCAGGUGCAGACCAUAUUUGCAGGGCUCUACCUAGCAACCAUGCUGGUCCUCUUGAAGAUCUACAGGCAUGCAAAGGCACCGCUCUGGGUCUUCGGGUUGUGUGUUCUGUCCCUGCGUUGUCAUUCGAUCUUCGUGCUUCGUCUCUUCAACGAUGCAGCUGCACAGUUCUUCUGCUACUUCGCACUGCUGCUUUUGCUUGAAGGUUGCCACAGGUCCUCAUCUUUGAUCUACUCGCUGUCAGUUAGCGUGAAGAUGCAGCCACUGCUGGUUUGCCCAGUGGUUGGCCUUUACUUGGUCUUGCAUGGCUGGAAGAAGGCCUUGAGUUGCAUUGCGACCAUGCUGGUGCUGCAGCUUUUCUUGGCCCUACCUUUCCUUCAGGCCAACCCUUGGGCAUAUCUCCGCUUGGCCUUCGGAGGCCCCGGCGAUUUGCAGCACGCCUGGUCCGUGAACUGGCGCUUCUUGCCGGAGGUGCUCUUUACCAGUCGUGCGUUUGUCCUCCCACUGCUGCUGCUCCACAUCCUUUUGCUCCUCUAUUUCGCCCACUUCCGGUGGAUUCCAGGUGGCUUCCUGGGGCGCAGCAUUCGUCGCUGGCACGUGGAGCCGGUCGCCCGAGCUGGUGCUUUGGAGCCCAAACAGCUGGUGGCCAUGUGGUUCACUUGCAACUUUAUUGGCAUCGCGUGCCUUCGCACCAUGCACUUCCAGUUCUUGGUUUGGUACUUCCACACCGUGCCCUUCCUCGCCUGGUUCGCCCUGGGGGCGACCUCGCUGCAGCGGUGCCUGGGGGUGGUGGCCUUGACCGGCCUGGUAGAGCUGAGCUUCUUGAUCACCACGCAUGGCCAAGUGCGCGGACCGGACGGCCGCAGCUGGAACACCAAGGGCGUGCCCAGCUGGCAGGGAAGCCUCAUCCUGCAGGCAUGGGUGCAGCAGAGAGUGAAGGAACAGAGCCAGCAAAGAGAGAUGCUGGAUCUCUUUGAUUUCGAGUCCGGCGGGAAGGCCAGGCUAAGCCUCGCGCAGCGGAGCUCCGGGUACUUCAAGAAUGGCGCAGCGCUCCUGGAGCUGGCUCUCAUCCAAUGGGCCACGCACCAGGCGGUGAAGCGAGGCUUCCAGCCCUUCAUUCCGCCAGACCUCGUGCGGGCUCCAGUGGUGGCGGGCUGCGGCUUUGCCCCCCGGGACGAUGAAGCUACCCAAGAGCAAUUGGCAGGUGAUUCAGAUCUUUGUCUAGCUGGAACAGCGGAGAUUCCUAUGGCAGGCAUGUUCCUGAACGAGACGCUGAUCGCUUCGAAGGAGCUCCCGAAGCGACUGGUGGCUUUCAGUCACGCCUUCCGGACCGAGGAGAGCCGUGGAGAGCCGUGGGCCGUUGGGGAGAAGGAAGGCAACGAGAGUUCUCUGGUCUACGGGCCGGAGGAAGUGCUGCGCGAGGUGGAGCUCUUUGCCGUGACCCGCAGCGAGGUCGAGGAGUCCAACAAGAUGUUGGAAGAGAUCCGAGCUUUAGAGGAGGAGCUCUUUACUGAGCUGGGCCUUUGCUUCCGAGUGCUGGACAUGCCCACGGAGGAGCUGGGGGCGCCAGCCUAUCGGAAGUACGACAUGGAGGAGAAGGGGUGGAAGGGGGCCUGGAUGCCGGGCCUGGAGAAGUGGGGUGAGAUCUCCUCCUGCUCCAGCUGCACCGACUUCCAGGCAAAGGGCGGCGAGCGGAAACGGAAGGCCAGACGUCUCAAUAUCCGUCACAAGGAGGAGUACAACCAGAAGGCCUCGCCCCCGGAGAAGCACUCGGGUGAUUUGGCAAAACUGGCACAUUGGGGACUUGAGAUCAACAUGGAUGAAGGUCGUUGGAAGAUCUCGUUUGGGUUGUGGAAGAUGUUGGAGGACCGUUUCAGCCCUCGAUUUGGAUCGGGGAACCUCCAGUUCGCCCACACGCUGAACGGCACCGCCUGCGCGGUGCCUCGGAUGAUCAUCUCCAUCUUGGAAACCUUCCAGAACGAGGCCCGCGGUACCGGGACCCGGAUCCGGAUCCGAAGGCACGGAGGAAGACGGAAGAGAAAGAGGAAGGACUGGAUCGAUGAGGAUUCAGAAUGCCCGCUCUUUUGGGAAGUCAAAUCCAAAUCCAUGAUGUUGCAUUAUAUUUAG
Molecule: messenger RNA, 2406 nt
Organism: Durusdinium trenchii
Lineage: Eukaryota; Dinophyceae; Suessiales; Symbiodiniaceae
Source: the annotation of a GenBank genome assembly